AUGCAGUCUCAGCUGCUGCCGCGUCAGCCGCGCUGGAAUGUUUGUGGCCGACUUCCUUCUUCUUUUCAUGCUGCUGCAACUGUCAAGACCUCGUAUACAUAUGUAUUUCUCAUGACGUGCAUAUCAUUAUUGGUUGUCAACGGCGUUGCGCAAGGUGAAACUCAAGCUGAAGACAGUCCUGCUGUCCUCUCGCACUUCAAUGGGCUCCACACAUUGUCUGGGGACAGUUAUCGCGCUUUUAAAAAUCGCUUGAAGCGAACAAUGCGUGGAGAAAGCUGUCUGCGGUACCACGUAGGUGGUGCUUGGUGGCAUUACGAAUGGUGUUUUGAUCAAUACGUACGACAGUUCCAUCCGCAAGUUAAAGGUCAGGAAAAGAGCAUUUUACUCGGUACAUUCGAUGCGCACAAGCCACAUCCAUUGCGAGUUUUGGCUGUGGAUAAUUUAGCUCGACUUGCCGACCCUGAUCGGAUGGGUUACAUGGCUCAGCAGCAAUACAACUCAGGUGAUCUCUGUGAAUACGAAGGCACGCGUCGGUCGGUAAAAUUGCAAGUCAAGUGUUGUGCUCUGCAUGAUAAUGAAGCCUACAUUGAUUCUGUGGAAGAAAAAUCGCAAUGUGAGUACGAGUUGAAUGUGUGUUCACCAGUAGCUUGCGGACUGAUGCAGAGAGAUCAAUUUGUUUUUACUGCACCGACGUCCAUGGAUGAAGAAGAACGCAUGGCAUUGACUCAAACAGUGAAGGAAAUGUUCUAUCAUGCGUACAAUGGCUAUAUGGCGAAUGCAUUCCCACAGGAUGAUUUGCUGCCCCUUUCGUGUAAAGGUGGAGAGUUCGAGCUCGGACGCCUUCCAAUGUUGACGCUAAUUGAUACAUUAGAUACAUUAGCCCUUCUGGAAGACGCGACAGAAUUUCGACGUGCUGUGGAAUUGGUGGUAAAAAAUGCCGACUUUAAUAUGGACACCGAAGUGUCUGUGUUCGAGACAACCAUACGAAUACUGGGUGGGCUGCUAUCGGCACAUCUUUUUGCGAUAGAUCCAGAGCUACAGCUAUUUCCGAAUGGUGGAUAUGACGGUACUCUACUGCUGCUAGCCGUAGAUUUAGGAGAUCGUUUGUUGCCUGCGUUUGAUACUGCAACGGGUAUUCCAAUCGGUACAGUUAAUUUGAGGCAUGGUGUACCAAAGGGAGAAACGCCGAUUGCAUCAACUGCUGGUGCUGGAUCACUCUCAAUUGAAUUUACCAUGCUAAGUGUCUUGACAGGAGAUCCGAAGUAUGCUGUAGCAGCGCGGGGAGCUGUUCGAGCGCUCUUUAUUCGCCGCUCAAAACUUGGACUUCUUGGAAAGCACAUUAAUACAACUAAUGGUGAAUGGACUGAAUUUUCAUCGGGCCCAGGAACUAACUCAGAUAGCUUUUACGAGUACUUAAUGAAGAUGUACGAGCUUUUUGGUGAUCAGGAGGCCUUAGAUAUGUUUACACAAGUGUACCCGGCUGUGCUGUUUCAUAACAAACAUGGAGACUGGUAUACAGAUGUUUCCAUGUAUACUGGUUGUCACGGUCGCAGCGGAAGCGCGACUGUAUUUUUUGAAAACCUUGCCGCUUUCUGGCCUGGUAUGCAAGUUGCUGCAGGUGAUAUUAAGGCUGCUGCAGAUUCCAUGAACGCCUUUUAUCACGUUUGGCGAGACUAUGGGUUUCUUUCUGAGCAUUUCAAUGUUAGAGACUGGAAGCCUCUCAAACUACGAAAUGGUAAUGGAGCCCGUUAUCCACUACGACCAGAGCUGAUUGAAUCGACUUUUUAUAUGCAUGAGGCGACUAACGACUCGUCCUGGCUGCGCGCUGGUGCUCACGUAGUUCAUUCACUGCAAAAAUAUACCAAGACUUCAUGUGGCUAUGCGAGCAUAGCCGACGUCGAGACUAAAAAACAGGAAGAUUACAUGCCGUCAUUUUUUCUUUCUGAAACUUGCAAGUACCUUUACUUGCUAUUCAAUACAACUCAUUUUUUUCGCCAGGGCAAUUAUGUAAUGACCACCGAAGCCCAUCCACUUCCAAUCCUACCGACAAAGCUGGUUAAGCGGAUCUUAGAUGCAGAUGAUGCAUACACUAGCAGCAUCAAAGCGGCAUCCAGCGCUCCAUUUUCGGCUGGACGAGUUAUGCAAUGUAAAGCGCCAAAAUUUUACGAGCUCGUCAAUUAUUCUCUCCGUUACGAAGGCGAAUUUGUCGCUCGUACUACUCAGUGUUUACCUCGUGCACCAUCUCCUGCUCUUCUCCUCAAGGCAUCUCAGGCUGCGGUCAAAAAUCUGGAACGAUCUGGAUCGAUCAGUAAUGCGAUGUCUGAAUUAAAACUUAUUGCAAUGACAGAUUCAGACACAUUAAAGUCAAACAUUACAACAAAGAGCAAGGUUCUAACGAAAAAUCAAGAAAGUUUAGCUUCAAGUCUACUCAAGGAAUGGCUUCCAGCGCUGGAACACAAGCUCCAGAAAAGCAUCGCAAAGAAUACUGAUAUCAAAUGGCUGGAAAAAUUUGUUAAAGCAGCUUCUUAUAGUGACGAAUCUAUGACGGAGCAAGAUUUUAGUAGCCCAUUGGUGCAAUAUUUGUACGGAGGUAUUCAGCUUGGUGAGUUUCGAGUUGAGCAACUUCUUGGGCGCGUGCGCGUAACUCGAGAAGAAACCGGUGACUGGAUUGAUGUAGCAACGGUUGCUGAGGGUAGCCAAUUGCUCAUUGGAAUAGGAUUCGACAAUAUUGAACUCGAUGCUGAUUCGUACACUUUGGAUGACGAAGAAGGGCACGAUAAUGAUUAUCGUCCACCGAAUCUUGGACAGUACCAUGUGUACAAGGUGGAAGAUGAUUUGACGUUACCUGUAGAACAGCACUGCUCGCUUCACGUUCAAAUAGACAAAAAAAUGCUUUCCAUCAAAUCACUGCGCAACGCGACAACAAGACCAACUGCGGACAGCUCCUACGUGUCGUUGACAGUACCUUGUGUAGGAGCUAAUUUUGGUGCGACAAGCUCACUCAAAAUGUCACGUGCGUUUCCCGAGGGAGAAGUCGUAAUUGCUGAUCCAAUUGACGGGUGUGAUGAAUUGUCAAGCGUAACUGAAGAAAUUGCUGGUAAUAUAUUGCUUGUCCAAAGAGGGAAAUGCUUUUUUGAAAAGAAAGCAGAAAAUGCGAUGAAGUGGGGCGCUGCUGGUAUCAUCAUUGUCAACAAUGAAGAGAACGAUCUUGUGCUCGUGAUGGAAGGUGUUGAUAAGGAAGCUGAGGAUGCGUCGAAUGAGAUUCUGAAUGUACCGGUCGUGAUGGUUUCUCAUCGUCUCGGCGAAUGGUUCGAAACUCACCUGACCAAAACAAAGACAUCCACUUUGUCUCCUGUCAAGGUAAGCAUCGAGGUCAAUGUUCGGCAUCACAAUGAUGAUUCGAACAUCAAUCGAAAAAGAACAAGGAGCUUAACUGGAGACAAUUCGUUUCCUAGGGUGGUGGGCAAAGCUGACAACCUUAACGUGUAUGGUCCGCUUUGGGGGAUUGAGCUACUUACAAAGGAAAGGAACCAUAGAGAAACAGAGGAGUCGGAAGCUACAGAUAUUUUCACCAUUGCCAUUAUCGAUACCCCACCAUGGUGA
This is a messenger RNA of Plasmopara halstedii, 3603 nucleotides long. RefSeq names its product er degradation-enhancing alpha-mannosidase-like protein. Gene Ontology annotation, molecular function: calcium ion binding; mannosyl-oligosaccharide 1,2-alpha-mannosidase activity. Lineage: Eukaryota; Oomycota; Peronosporomycetes; Peronosporales; Peronosporaceae. The record is from RefSeq and is a predicted model, not a curated record. Gene Ontology annotation, cellular component: endoplasmic reticulum; membrane. Gene Ontology annotation, biological process: mannose trimming involved in glycoprotein ERAD pathway; endoplasmic reticulum mannose trimming; carbohydrate metabolic process. Bases 1 to 3603 code for a protein of 1200 amino acids. The transcript has a single exon.